Molecule: messenger RNA, 2215 nt
Organism: Pygoscelis adeliae (Adelie penguin)
Lineage: Eukaryota; Metazoa; Chordata; Aves; Sphenisciformes; Spheniscidae
Gene: VPS33A
Product: vacuolar protein sorting 33 homolog A (S. cerevisiae)
Exons: 11
Coding region: 1-1593 (530 amino acids)
Biological process (GO): vesicle-mediated transport; intracellular protein transport
Cellular component (GO): lysosome; CORVET complex
Source: RefSeq, a predicted model, not a curated record
AUGUCGCGGGCUCCGCCGGAGGACAAACGUGCCCUGCGGCUGCACUUUACCGUUUGCUGUGCUCCUGCCUGUGACUCUUCCAGGGAAGACAGAGGCCGCUCUCCCCAGAGAGACUUCCACAUCCUCUUCGUGCCGCGCCGCAGCCUGCUCUGCGAGCAGUGGCUGAAGGAGCAGGGCGUGCUGGGGUCCUUCAUCCACCGAGAGCAGUACAGCCUGGACUUGAUACCCUUCGAUGGAGACCUGCUCUCCAUGGAGUCUGAGAGCGCAUUCAAGGAAUGUUACCUGGAGAGCGACCAGACAAGUCUGUACCACGCAGCAAAGGGGCUGAUGACGCUGCAGGCUCUCUACGGAACCAUCCCACAGAUUUUUGGGAAGGGCGAGUGUGCCCGGCACGUGGCUAAUAUGAUGAUCAGGAUGAAGCGCGAGUUCCCUGGAAGCCAGAACUCGAUAUUUCCCGUCUUUGAUACCCUCUUGUUGCUGGACCGCAACGUUGAUCUGCUGACACCGUUAGCUACACAGCUGACGUACGAAGGGCUGAUAGAUGAAAUCUAUGGAAUUCAGAACACUUAUGUGAAACUCCCUCCUGAGAAGUUUGCUCCAAAGAAGCAGGGUGAGGGUGGGAAAGAUCUCCCCACAGAACCCAAGAAGCUCCAGCUGAACUCUGCUGAAGAGCUGUAUGCUGAAAUCCGAGACAAGAACUUCAACGCAGUGGGGUCAGUGCUGAGCAAGAAAGCCAAGAUCAUCUCAGCAGCCUUUGAGGAAAGACACCACGCAAAAACCGUUGGAGAGAUUAAGCAGUUUGUCUCACAGUUGCCACACAUGCAGGCAGCAAGAAGUUCUCUAGCAAACCAUACCUCCAUUGCAGAACUCAUCAAAGACAUCACCACAUCUGAAGAUUUCUUUGAUAAUUUAACAGUGGAACAAGAGUUCAUGUCUGGAAUAGACACAGACAAGGUUAACAAUUAUAUUGAAGACUGCAUAGCUCAAAAACAUCCAUUAAUCAAGAUCUUACGUCUCGUUUGCUUGCAAUCUGUAUGCAAUAGUGGACUGAAGCAGAAGGUUCUGGACCAUUACAAAAGAGAGAUUCUCCAGACUUAUGGCUAUGAACAUAUAUUGACCUUAAACAACUUGGAAAAGGCUGGACUCCUGAAACCUCAGACAAGCGGUAGGAAUAACUACCCAACGAUCAGGAAGACCCUGCGCUUAUGGAUGGAUGAUGUUAAUGAACAGAACCCCAACGAUAUCUCCUACGUGUACAGUGGCUACGCACCACUGAGCGUACGCCUGGCACAGCUACUGGCUCGGCCAGGGUGGCGGAGCAUAGAGGAGGUUUUAAAGAUGCUGCCGGGUCCCCAUUUUGAGGAGAGGCAGCAGUUACCUACUGGCCUUCAGAAAAAGCGUCAACACGGUGAGAACCGAGUCACUCUGGUGUUCUUCCUGGGAGGUGUGACAUAUGCAGAAAUAGCUGCACUGAGAUUUCUGUCCCAAAUGGAAGAUGGAGGCACGGAGUAUGUCAUUGCCACUACAAAACUGAUCAAUGGAACAAGCUGGAUCAAAUCCUUGAUGGAAAAACUGGAGCCUGCCCCUUUCUAGGGUCUGUGGCAAGAGACAGUAAAAGUAAGAGGCCCUGUGCAACACAGCCACAUCAGCUUCUGGUCUUUUAGGAUGGCUGCUUGAACGUAAGAGGAACACGACAGUGAAAGAAGCUCUCCUGAGACCAGCUCGUGAUGCAGUCAUCACCCUCAUCCCUCUCUGCACUUGUGUUCCUACUGUUUGUGGAACUUCCUAGUAGACAAGCAGUGCUGAAAGGCACUAACAAUGAAAUAAACAAUGGGAGAAAGAGAGAUCCCUGCUUGUCGUCUGAAUCUGCAAACAAGUGCUAGGGGAGUGGUGAUUUGCCCUGGUCCUUCUAUUUGGCAAAUUGCUUCUGUUUUUUUUUCUUUGUUUAGUUUUGAUGGGUGAUGUGAUUGAUUACUUCUUUUUACCUUCCUAAGAUACUGAGGAGGCAGGAUGUUUUCUGUUCCUGAUUUCAUACCAAUAUUCCCAUCUGUCUUUCUCUCUCUGGUGCCUGAUACAGUCCAUCGAUGCAUUGGCUCUGUUUCUGUCAGAGAAACCCAGGGUUCAGUAUGUGGGGGGGUUUCCUGCUCUCAUCUUUCUGACGAAAGCCAAGGAACUUGUGUUUCCCCCAGCUUCAGCACAUUCACAUCAACAGGCA